AUGGGCUUUAUGGACGGUUGGGACUCGGCAUCGGUGAUCAGCCGCAAGUCCCACCACUCGUCAAAGCAUCACUCGUCCAACAAGCGCCGCAGCAAGUCGGGUUCGUCCCUUCUCCGGCCGAAGUCCAGGUCGAGGUCCCGCUCGAGGUCCCCGGGGGCGCGCUCCAUUGCAGCAUCCUUCUUUGGCGGCGAUGAGGACAGGCACCGCCACUCCCGGCACGAAAGCAACCGGGGUUCCUUCUUUGGGAUACCCAAUGUCUCGACAAGAAGCUUUUUUGGCAUGGACAAGCACCGCUCCUCGACGUCCUCUUAUCGCCGCUCACCACGGCCCAACUUCCUGACCCGCGCCUACAAGCAGCUCAAGCGCCUGCUGCGGGACCUGGUCUACUACGCCAAGCGGCAUCCGGUCAAGGUCUUCACCCUCGUGGUCCUGCCGCUCCUCACCGGCGGCGCGCUUACGGCGCUUCUCGCGCGGUUCGGGCUGCGCCUGCCCCCUAGCAUUGAGAGGAUGCUCGGCGUCGGCGCGCGGGCCAUGAGCGGAGGCCCAGCCGGCCUGGUGGGCGAGGCCGUGAGGAUGGCGAGCGGUAUGGGGGGAAGAGAUGGCAGGGUGAGCCUCGAGAGAGGCUACGAUGGUGGGAUGCAGUGGGAGAGGAAGAGCUGGGAGAGGGAUGUUGGUGGUGGAUGGGGCGACGGGCUGAUGAAGUCAGUAAGGGACUGGUUCUGA
Molecule: messenger RNA, 723 nt
Organism: Diaporthe amygdali
Lineage: Eukaryota; Fungi; Ascomycota; Sordariomycetes; Diaporthales; Diaporthaceae
Exons: 2
Coding region: 1-723 (240 amino acids)
Source: RefSeq, a predicted model, not a curated record